Mycena citricolor is the source of this 1517-nucleotide messenger RNA. NCBI's taxonomy places the organism in Eukaryota, Fungi, Basidiomycota, Agaricomycetes, Agaricales, Mycenaceae. The record is from the annotation of a GenBank genome assembly.
CUGUGCCCCAGAUAAAAGACUGCGGGCAGUUUUUGUCUGUGGACUCGUCAAUUUUGUCGACUCACCGACCACACUUCCCUCCCCUCUCCCUCCCUCCCGAGACCAAUCCCCUCCGCCGCCGCCGCGCGCACAACUCUCCUUGCCAUCAUGUUCAAGUUCUCCACCUUUGCUUUUGCUCUCUCUUGCGUCGGCCUUAUUCGUGCCGCCGUCAUCGACGGCCUCGCAACCCGCACCUCGUCGUCCUCAGACACCUGUGCCUGUACCACCGGGCCGUUGAACAUCGCCGGUGUAUCCUGCGGAACGUUCCAUCAGUCUGACAACUUCUGCUUCUGCAUGAGCGAGCUCGAUUCGCUGAUCCAGAACAGCAACAACCCGAUCAUCCAGUUCGCCCGCUUCUUCGACGUCGAUCUCAUCAAAGGCGCGCUCACGCAGAUGGUCCACAACGCCGAGUCGAGAUCGGACUGCGACCGGCCGGACUUCUCCGCGCCCAGCUGCUCGCGCGACAACGUGUGCGGGUACAAGUGCCACGACGGGUACAAGGACUGCGGCGACAGCUGCGCGCGCGCGUGCUCGACGGCGAGACUCGGCCGCAAACGCCGCAGUGUGCCGACGGAGGCGAAGCCCGACUACUGGGGCGCCCGCGUGCAGCGCACCUGCGAGCAGGGCUGGCAGGCGUGUGGUGUCCCCGGGGCUGACCGCCGGGCGUGGGAGUGUGUCGAUGUGCAGAGGGACUUGGAGAGCUGCGGAGGCUGUGCCUCGGGCAUCUCGUCCUCCCUCACGGGCCAGUCCACUGGCGUCGACUGCACCACUAUCCCACAUGUUUCUGACGUCUCGUGCAUCUCCGGGGGAUGUGUUGUCCACCGUUGUCUCCCUGGAUACAUCACGUCCCCCUCGGGCGACGCUUGUCUCAGCAAAGACUUUGUUGACAGGACCCCCCUCUCCAUUGUAGGGGAAAAGAUAUUCGACAUCGCUGCCGCAGCGCUGAGUCUGUAGACUCAACAUCGUGCCGUUAGACGAUGCUUCAUCUCAAACAUUCAUUCACAAAGGGCUAUUGUUCAAACUUGAUUAAUAGAAUAGGGCUAGUGAGGGGUAUCAGUAAACUACCUCGGAUUUGCAUCCUCCCGGUCAUCCCAAUCUAAAAAUAUCACGUCCUGAGUCGCCCUGUGGCGUCAAUCGUGGCGAUGCAGAUUGCUCAGGGCGGAAGUGCAAUGAUCGGGUCAAUGAAGGUCACGGCCGAGGGGCUUUGGGUCUGCUUCUGUACCAGUUCUCGAAAGGAAUGAACCUCGGAUUCCAUUCCAUACUGGCUCCGAUGUUUCGAGUCAAACUAGGCGCGAGACACCGCGAUGGUGUUGAAAUCCUUCCCUGGUACAUUCACUGGCACAGUGCUCCUUGCUGCUACUCGGUCCUUCAUUUCACGCAGUUUCUGUCGUUCCGACACCAGCCGACCUCUGCAGGCCCCUUUCGCGCGCUUCUCUCUCGUUCUGUUAUUGUGAUGUAUCUCUUAGAUGUAUUCCAUG